GCAGACCUCGCAGGUCUACUUUUGUAACGGCUUCUGUGCAGAAUUUGUUUUUGCUUUCUUCUGAAGAUUUGUCUUGAUUCUAAUAUCUUUUUGUAAAGAAGAGAAUGGUUUUUAGGAUCACUUUGUUUGCGAUACGAAUAGAACGUUUAAUCUUAACGUGGACUCUCCACACGUUGUAUAUUUAAGCUUUGCUAAAUUAAAAGGCAACAUUUUAAAAUUCAAAUAGAUUUUCGAUCAAGUUGGCUAUGCUUUCAUUUGUCAUAAUAUUUCGUUCCGCCGGAAUAUUUAGUUCACUUUCGUUUCACUACUUGACUGAGAAACAAGCUCCAGAGCACAACCUAAUUCAGAAAUGACGGAGAAUUCGGACGCGGAAGCGGAGUCAACUGGAAACGACGAGGUCUUGACGACAGGGGAUCCCGAGCAGCCAAGUGGGUCGGAGGAGGGUUCGCAGUCCUCAGAUUACGACGAAGAAUUCCAGCACCUCGAGGAGCAAAUAAAGGACUUGGAGAGGUGGAUUGCCCAGAAGAGGGAAGAGAGAAGGAAUUUAUUCAUUCGCCUCAUGAAUUUAUUCCUCGUUGUACUAGAGGCAAGGCUAUAUAGGCAGAACAUGUAGUAUAUGCGAUUUCUGUUAAGCUAUUCCCAACAUACCAAUGUAUUGUCAAAUGGUCUAAGUGUUGACGCACAAAUAUAUUAUGACCAUCCCUGAAAUGGAGCGUUAAUUAGAA
Messenger RNA from Drosophila sechellia, 725 nucleotides. RefSeq lists its product as uncharacterized. Lineage: Eukaryota; Metazoa; Arthropoda; Insecta; Diptera; Drosophilidae. The record is from RefSeq and is a predicted model, not a curated record. The transcript has a single exon. Bases 350 to 613 code for a protein of 87 amino acids.